Messenger RNA from Synchiropus splendidus (mandarinfish), 5988 nucleotides. RefSeq names its product A kinase (PRKA) anchor protein 12b (gene akap12b). The record is from RefSeq and is a predicted model, not a curated record. Gene Ontology annotation, biological process: regulation of protein kinase C signaling; signal transduction. Gene Ontology annotation, molecular function: calmodulin binding; protein kinase A binding. Lineage: Eukaryota; Metazoa; Chordata; Actinopteri; Syngnathiformes; Callionymidae. Gene Ontology annotation, cellular component: cytoplasm. The coding region runs from base 282 to 4484 and encodes 1400 amino acids. The transcript is spliced from 4 exons.
GCUUGAGCGUUGGGAGCGAACUGAUGCUGCAAGGCGUGUCGUGGUGCACCGGGCCACCACCAUGUGAAUCACAUGAUGUGAUCCGGACAGGAGGAGGUGAAGGCGGGAGGAGCGUCCUACAAGAGUUCGGCCGGACAUCUCUCCCCAUCACUCCGGAUACAGGCCACACACACCGUGCUCCACUUCAACCGGACAUUUGAAAGCGUUCCACCGGAUACAAGACCAAACCUACGCUCUGUUUUUUUUUGAAGCGUGAGCAGAGCCAAAGAGAGAAGUUCGCCAUGGGAGCCGAGAGUUCAGUGCAGCGGGACGGGAAGACUGAGGAGGAUGCCCCGGUCACGGCUGCAGCCUCCGGCGGGGAGCUGAGCGCGGAGGUGACGCUGCUGCAGGAGGGAGACGACAAGCCUCUGCAAAAGAAUGGACAGAUCUCCAGCCUGAGCAGCCUGAACGGACACUCGGAGGACCACACGCUGGCAGAAGUUGGCCAGCCAGAUGGUGUAUCUGUGGCCCAGAAGGAGGAGGCUCCUGAAACGAUGGACACCACAACGGAUGAAGUGACCCCUCAAGUCAACGGUGAAAAGGUGGAGAAAGAGUCUCCCGAUGCCAAUGGCAUCUCGGCAGUUGAAGAGAAAGCAGCCGAGGAGAAACCAGAUGACGCCAGUGAAGUGGGCUUCAAAAAGAUAUUCCGCUUCGUGGGCUUUAAGUUCACCCUGAAGAAGGACAAAAGCGAGGAGAAAGACCCUGUGAAGCUGCUGACAGUCAAAGAUAAAGAGGAAGAAGAAGAGGUCACUGGAGCUGAUGAGGCUACUAAAGAGGAGGCUGCCACUGCUGAGGAGACGGGUGAAGAAAAGGUAGCUGACGCAGAGGUGUCGACCGCAGAGGCUGAAGUCACUGAAAACACUGAAAGUCCUGAAGCUGAAACAACCGAGGAAGUGGCCAAGGUCGAGGGAGCUGAGAAGGAGGAAGGGGAAAGCAGCCCACCAGCCCAGGAAACCACCAUCUCACCCUUCAGGAAGCUCUUCAGUGGAGGGCUCUUUUCUAAUCUGCGCAAGAAAGCAAGCAUAAGGAAGACAAAAGAAGACGAGGAGAAGGAGGCAGUAGCUGAGGCUGAAAAGACAGAAGAUGUGGAAGCUGAUGCGAACAAGGAAAAGGUUGAGGAGAAGCAGGAAGCCAAAGAUGAAGAAGACGUGGCGAAAGAGGAGGAAAAAGCAGAGUCAAAAGAAGAGGCGCCUGCAGAGGCUACUGGUGAGCCAGAGUCAGCUGCUGCAACAGCUGAACCUGAAGAGAAGAAGCAGGAAGAAGACAGUCAAGAAACUGGUCCAGAAGAAGGAGCAGCAGCCGAGGUGGCUACUGAGGCUGAGCUGACAUCAUCACAGGAGAAGGUGAAGCUCCAGGGAAGCCCGCUGAAGAAACUAUUCACAGGUGCUGGCCUCAAAAAGCUCUCCACUAAAAAACAAAAAAGCAAGAAAGAUGCUGAAGCCAAGGAGUCAGGAGACCCGGCAGAACAGCUUCAAUCCUCCACAGAGUCAGAUGAGGGCGCCAAAGCAGACAGUGGCACUUCAUCUCCAGAGGAGUCCGGAGAGCAUGCGGUUGGUGUGGAGGUGACCCAGGCCGAGUCCAGCCAGGAGGCUGAAGCUGAAGUUGCUACAGAUGGAGAGAAAAAGAAAGAGGGGAUCAUCGCCUGGUCAUCUUUCAAAAAACUCGUGACCCCCAAGAAGCGUGUGAAGAGGCCGUCUGAGAGCGAGGAUGAGGCCACAGGGGACAAACCCGCCAAGUCUUCCACCUUGUCCUCCUCUGAAAGUGCUCCGUUGGCUGAUAAGAGCGGAGAGGAGGAAGCUAAAGAAGAGAAGGCCGCAGAAGAGGAGAAGACAGAGAACACAGAGAAACUUGUAAGUAGCACUGAGGAGCCCAAAAAGAAAAUGGACACAUCCGUUUCUUGGGAAGCUCUGAUGUGCAUGGGUGGCCCCAAAAAGAGGACCAGGAAGACUUCUGAUUCCGACGACGAGGAGACCAAGAUUGAAGAGGAAAAUCAACAAGAUGCUGCUGAGACAGAGGCGGAGGCCAAAGCCGAUGCUGCCAUCACUACAUCCCAAAUCACAGAGAGCGAGGGGGAAGUGGUUUCCUCUUGUGAGCCCCAGACCAGUUCCACUGAGAAGGAGUCCGCCUGGGACACGCUGAAAAGGAUGGUCAAGCCAAAGAACAAGGCCAAAACUGAAGAGAAGGCUGAGGAGAGCCCAGAACAAGUCCAGUCUGACGGUGAGGCACCAAAAGAUGAGUCGUCAUUCUCCCUGAAGAAGUUCUUCCCUGGACGCAGAAAGAAGAAGGCGGACAAGCAGUCCUCCACUGGCCAGACGUCUGGUGAGGAGGAUUCUGACACGCCCGCCGUGGUUCCUCUCUCUGAGUACGAAGACAAAACUGAAGAGGAAAAGGAGAAAUCAACCGAAGUGGCUGAGAAAGCUGAGGUUCAGGAGAGAGUGUCGGCAGAAGACAGAUCACCGUCAUGGAUCUCAGCAACCGUUGAUGUUGGCGACGACAAACAUGACGAGCUCAGUGACAUUCCAGAGGAAGGGGAGAACGUCACCGCGAAGUCAGCUGACACCGACACCCAGGACGACGACACUGAAGACAUUGUUCCUCCACCUAAACUCUCUGGGCGUAGGUUGUCUACAGCUGAGGUGAAGCCCCUCGCGCCAGCUCCACCUGCCGAAACUACAGCAGCCCAAAAACCACCCAAUUCAGAGAGCGCCUCAGAGGUCAAUGGAGCUAUCUCAGCUCAGAUCAGCCAAAUUCCUGCCAACAUGUGUGUGGCCCUUGAAGAUACGCCAGUCGAUGCCGCUGCCGAGACCACAGAAGCCGACCCACCUGCUGAAGUCGUUGAAGCCAAAACCAAUAAGCUCCUUGAGCCUCACGCAAAGGAAGAGGCCACAGCGAUCUGCACUGGUCUCGGAACCAAGGAGAUCGCCAGCAUCCCCUUAGAGAGCACUGUGAGCCCAGUCAGAGAAGAUGCACCUGAGAUCAGCCACACUGUGACCACAGAGCCAACCAUCGAAGACAAGCCAAAGGUGCACGAGGAAGCCACUGCCACGGAAGAUCCCCUGCUGAAGGCUCAAGUGUCCCAAAUUGAAACCACUGAUCUUGAAGUCAGCGUUGACAGCGCACCGAUGGAACAGGCUGAUGUUGAAUGCGCCACUGAGUGCUCGGAACCCAACAUGGAAAAAGCGGGAAUCUGCACCACCGUCCAGGAAGCCUCGGAGGUCGUGCAGCUCACCUCCAUGUCUGAGAACUCUCCCAAAGCGGUCAUCAUCAACCCCAUCACAGCAACAUCUGAGACCGUCGUCUGCACCCAGAACAUUGAAGUCACUGAGUUGCUUGUGGAAACCAAGGAGGAGGAGAAACAGGUUGCUGGUGAGGAGAACACACCCGUGGAUGGAGUCAUGGAAGUUGUCGCAAAGGAGGUCUUCUCCUCCGUGGCAAGCGCCGUGCAGACCAACGUCACCGAGGAGACGGAGCCGGUCAUGACUGUGGUUGAGCCGAACGAGGAGGUUUGUGUUGUCGCAGAGUCGAUCGUCCUAGUUGCCCCACACACUGCAGACACUGAGACAUCUUUGGUGAACGCUCCAGUGACCGUUGAGCAACCCAACAUGGAGACCAUUGUUGAUAAGAACCAGGCUGGUGAGGAGAUUGAGAAUGCUGUGGAGGCCCAGGGCAUGGUUAUCGCCCAGGCUGUGAUCAAAGAGGCCAUCGAUCAAGUAUCAGACGAGGCACCACAGUCCUCCAAACCUUCCACCCCGUCAUGUUCCACCAUUCCUACCCCUGACAAGGCUGUAGUGACCACAGAGGAGGAGUUCGAGAUCGUACAAGCUCCUGUCACCCAAGACACACCUGUUCCUGUCGUGUGCGACAAACCCGCACCGAAGCCAAUACACCUCGCCGUGGAAGUGUGUGACACCAUCCCCCUGGAGGUCGCAGGCAGCCUUGACGGGACACUGGAGGAUAAGAAGCCCGAGAAAGAGUUGAAGACUGCCAUGGAGGUCCAAGUAAGUGCAGAGUCGAUCACAGUUGAAGAAGUGGUGGAGAUCAAGGAAGAAAAAGACGUGGGCGGAGAACUUGAAGACAUCAAGGAGGAAGAGGAGAACGUCGGCGAAACUGAAGCGCAGAAGAAGACAAAGGCGGUCCACAUGCCAGUUCAGGUGGUGCUGCAGACAGCCGAGAUGAUCGAGGAGCAGACUGUGGAAGAGGAGGCCGCCGUGGAGUUCGACAGCAACGGUCCCGUCGAUUCAAGCGCGCCAGCAGAGGGAGCUGCAAGUGAGAGCCAAGUCUCAGAAAGUGUUUCAACGCAACCCGAGAAGCCUCAGGAGGCAGAGCCGGCCGAGAAGAUGGCGUCCGUGAAGUGUGCAGAGGUGAUGGCCCAGGUGAUCGAGGUCAUCGAGGAGGCAGUGAAGGAGAUCGAACCAGCAACCACAGAGAUCACGACAGCAUCAUGAGCAGAUGCAGAAGUCCAGAUCCGGAGACUGGCUGUCUGGCCCAGGAAGUGAGAGACGAGGGAGAGAGGACGUGCUGCGACUGGGCUCCUCCUCUCUCUGACCCAGAGUGACUGACUGUUGGAGCAAACGCUCUGCCGUUCUCUCCACUUCCCCCUUCCACCCGUCCCUCCUCUGUUGUUCCACCAUCCCCACACUCACACACAGACAUGUUGUGCUCCUUGUUCAGCUUGUUUUACUGUGCCAUUUAUUGUCAUGGACGAUUGUGUUUACGUGUGUAAGGAGGAGGAGGUGACCAGACCGGGGGAUUAUUAUCUUGUACAUUGUAUUUAUAUCACAACUAUCCUUCCACCCAUCCCGAGUCUUAUUUUUUGUUAUUGUAAUUAUAUUGUAUUUGAAACGGCGUAUCGAGACGCCACUAACAUCUUAUCCCAAUAUUCUGGAGCAGAUAAAACAAUGGUACAAGUGGCAGAUUAGACAGGCGCAUGAAAACCGUCACCGCUCUCAUUGACCUUGUCACAGGACUCACCAACACUCACUGCCUGAUUCACUGUGAAGAAUGAUUGUUACUCAUUGUUACUUGUAUAAUAAACUACUAUAUCAAAUCACUCGAGUUCCUGCCAGACAUACUUGGUUAUGACAUGUACAGAAUAUUAUUUUAGAGUCAGGUGGUUGAGCUUGUGUAGAAUUGUUGUUAUUGUGACUGUGCCCCCUGUUGAUUUCAGACAGUACUGCAACAGUCUCUUUUUCAAAAACAGUCUGUCAAAAGUGAUUGAAUGAUGGUUUAGAUGCUCAGCGAGUUAUGAAACUACCGUUUUUAUAUUUACAAAGACAGGCUUCAGAUUUGUUGCUAAAACUGAACUAGCUGAGCUAAAGAAAGAAAAUCCUGUUCACCUGAUCUCGGCACCGUGGAGGACUCAGGUGACACGGCCUGCACGACAAGAAGAAAAAAGAGCAUUUUAUGAGCAAUUUAGAGGGCAAAUCGAGUUAGGAUGAGUCAGGAGGAACUCUUCCCUCGCUCGCCGCAUGAGACAUCAGUUGAGUCCAAUUAAAUCCCUCGCGUCGCCUUUGAUUCACUCAUGAAACUGGAGUCAUGAGGCAUGAGUAAAUUGAUCAGUUGGGAUUAAAACUCCAAACAGAGAGUUUUCUUUUUCACCAAAGCUUGUGACCCGCUCACUGACAACAGCUCCUAGAGCUGGCUGAUUAUUCCCACCAAAAAAAAAAACAGAAACAUACCUGGAUCGAUGUAAGAUAAAAGGUUCUCUGUGCAUUGUUGUAAAGCUUUGAAUAGUCCACGUCGCUUUCCUCCUCUGCCUUUGUAACGCCUUUAACUGUGAAGCUGGUAACCACUGUACAGAUUGUAUACUGAGAUCAUAUUGUAAUGACUAACCAUCUGCAACCACGUAUCUUAACAACCGUGUAGCAUGGUCUUUUAUACCGUCCAAGCUGUCGAUAGUACGGAUCUACAGAUCUAUAUUUCAUUCAAUAAAGGUAGAAUUUAAAAGAA